Messenger RNA from Neomonachus schauinslandi (Hawaiian monk seal), 2138 nucleotides. RefSeq names its product elongation factor 1 (gene ELOF1). Gene Ontology annotation, cellular component: transcription elongation factor complex. The record is from RefSeq and is a predicted model, not a curated record. Gene Ontology annotation, molecular function: RNA polymerase II complex binding. Gene Ontology annotation, biological process: transcription elongation by RNA polymerase II. NCBI's taxonomy places the organism in Eukaryota, Metazoa, Chordata, Mammalia, Carnivora, Phocidae. The transcript is spliced from 4 exons. The coding region runs from base 950 to 1291 and encodes 113 amino acids.
GAGACCAUGGGCUGUAGAACUGACCACUCCUUUGGGGUCUGGCUGCUUUCCUCUGCUGCCCCAUCUCGUACUCUUUCUCAUUGUUCACUGGGCUUCAGCUGUACCAAUCUUUCUCUUUCUGGAAAAAAAAAAGCUGCUUCUGCCUCAGAGCCUUUGCAGCUGCUGUUCCGUGAGCUGGACUAUUUCACGUGGUUGCUUUCUCUCAUCAUCCAGGCCUCCACUUAAAUGACUUUUACCCAGAGGGUCCUUCCCACCCCACUCUUAUCUGAAGUAGCCCCACUCCGGAAGUAUUCACUGGGCCCUGAUUGAUUAAUCUCACAGCACUUACUGAUAAUUGAAAUUGUUUCUCUUAUUUAGUUGUUGAGGGUCUGUCUGCUUCUACUAGAGUAGAGGUUCCACCGGAGCAGACACUUUGCCUGCCUUGAUUGCAGCAUUACUGUGGUUAGUGAAGGGCCUGGCAUUGGUUCAUUCAUUCAUUCGGUAAACAUUUGUUGCACGCCACCUCUGGGCCACCAGCAGUUCUAGGCUCUGGGGAUCCAAAGAAAAGACAAAUCCCUGCCACCACAGAAUUUACUUUUGGAGGGAGGCGGGUGGGGAAGGAGAUGCAGAGAGACCAAUGAGGAGGCUGUGUGAGCAUGACCAGGACUCCCGGACUCAGACCAUGGUCUUGGCAAAAAGUGGGCAGAUUCUGGAUGUCUUUUAGAGGGAGGGCAGCAGGAUCAGGAUCAGAUAAGGGGUGUGAGAGGGAGAGAAAGGAAUCUAGGGUGAGUCCAAGGUUUUUGGAUAGAUGGAUUUGUUAUCUGCUGAGAUGGGGAAGGCCGGAAAAGCCUCUUGAGGUGUCAGCAGCUUGGUUUGGAAUGGGUUAUGUUUAAACGUGUGUUAACAUCAGGUGAAGGUGUAGCCGAGGCAGUAAAACGAGCCAGUCUAUAGUUGAGAGGAGACACUGAGGAUGGUGAAAUCGGGAGGCAUCAGUAUGGAGGAGGCAUUUGAAGCCCUGAGGCAGGGCGAGAUCUCCACGGAGGUUUGUCCUCCUACAGACAUGGGGCGCAGAAAGUCGAAACGGAAGCCACCCCCCAAAAAGAAGAUGACCGGCACCCUAGAGACCCAGUUCACCUGCCCAUUCUGCAACCACGAGAAGUCUUGUGACGUAAAAAUGGAUCGUGCGCGCAACACAGGAGUCAUCUCUUGUACCGUGUGCCUAGAGGAAUUCCAGACACCCAUCACAUAUCUGUCAGAACCAGUGGACGUGUACAGCGACUGGAUAGAUGCCUGCGAGGCCGCCAAUCAGUAGCAAUGCCGAGGACCCACUCCCCUGGCAGCGCCGCCUGCCGUGGACCUGCCCCGCUGGCUACCAGUCCAGAGACAUUCCAGGGUCCAGGGUGUGGGUCCAGGGCCUUCACAGCCCUCUGCGUGUAUGGAGUGGGUGUGGGUGUGAGUGUGAGUGUGUGCGGCCACAAGCGUGGCCAUGGCAGUGUGCUUGUGGGAGCGGACUGGAGGUGAGGUGGGGUUGUUGCCCCCCCCCCCCCCGUCCCGGGGGAGGAGCCUGAAGUGCUUCACUUGGCUCUGAAAGCCUUUAAAUUGCUUGCUCCUCCUCGGAGCCAGUGUCGUGACAUUCUGGGCAAGGACAAGGCCAGCAGAGGCUGCCUCAGGCCUCCAGCCUCCUCACCCACCUCACCAGCACCUUGCCCACUUGAACUGGACUGCCCUCCCUCCUUCCCUGCCCUCCAAGGCCUGUGGCCUGAGAUUCAGAGCCACGGUCCUGUAGCUCCCUUGGCUGAGCCCUGGCAGAACAGCCCCUUUUCAUGUUUAGUUGCUUUUGUAGAGGAGGAGGGGCUGGGUCGGGGAUAUCUGUCACAGCCACAAGCCCUUAAAUAAAGCAGCCGAUGCAGACUCCUGCCUCUCUGUGAUGUCCUGGGUUCUGGGUCAGGCCCAGGGGCUCAGUGAGGGAGAGGGGGAGACGGAGGCAUUCGGAAGUGGCCUGGCGGGCCGUUGGAGAUGGGGUUUGGUUAGUCCAAAAUGUCCAUUUUGUCCACGCAACAGGCAUUCAGGGUGAAACCAGGGUAGUGCUGGGCCCAAGGAACAUGGGUGAACCCACAGAUGUCUGGCCAGGCAUUUACAGGCACAACAAAAUGGGGCCA